AUGUCUAAUGAAGACAAUAGUAGUUCUUAUAAUAUAAAUAAUCCUUAUUAUUCUUUCCAUCAAGAUCACAUUCACACCAUAACAUCAUCACCACAACAAGGGUUUGAAUUUCCCAUCACCACCACAAGUCAUAAUAAUUACAACCACUUUCAUGAUCUCUACAACAACCACCACUACCACCACCGCCACAACCAGCAACCGCCUCCGCCGCCACCUCUGCGAAACCCUAAUUUCGAUAAUCGGAUUGACCAUUCUUCUUCUGAUGGUAUUAUGAGCUUCUCGAACUUCUUGCAAGUGGAAGUAGCUGAAUACAACGCUCUAUCAAAUGCUUUUGAUUUGUCCUGUUCAUCAUCUCAUGAUCAAGUAGCUGCUAUUAAUUAUGAUAAUAAUCAUAAUGAUGAUCAACUAAUAAAUAUUGCCGCUUCUGCUGAAAAUCCACGCACACCAAAUUCUUCGGUGUCGUUUUCUUCGCAGGAGGCCGGACUCGAAGACGAUUAUUUGAAAUCAGAUCUGCAACAAAAAGUUUGUGAACAAGGAGAUCAUGAUCAUGCCAAAUCUGAGAAUAUGAAAGCAAAGAAAAAGGAAGUAGUGAAAAAUAAAAAGGAAAGACAAGUGAGGUUUGCAUUCAUGACUAAAAGCGAGGUUGAUAAUCUGGAAGAUGGUUACAGAUGGAGAAAGUAUGGCCAGAAAGCAGUCAAAAACAGCCCUUUUCCAAGGAGUUAUUACAGAUGCACCAGCCAGAAAUGCGGCGUUAAGAAACGAAUAGAGAGAUCAUUCGAAGACCCGUCGGUUGUGAUCACCACCUACGAGGGCCAACACAACCACCACAGCCCCGCCACCAUCCGUGGCAGUGCCGCCGCCCUCUUGGGAUUCUCUCCACCAUUUCAGUACAACAAUUAUAUCUUCCCUCAAGAUCAUAAUCAAAUGUUUUUCCCUUCAACUAAUAAUCCGGAAAACCACACAGUCAGUAAUUCCACCUACAACAUGCACACAAAUCAGAUUAGUGGCCACCACCAACAUCUUCAGGACCAGCUUGAUCAGCUUCCUGAUCAUCACCAAUAA
This is a messenger RNA of Erythranthe guttata (spotted monkey flower), 1062 nucleotides long. RefSeq names its product WRKY transcription factor 71. NCBI's taxonomy places the organism in Eukaryota, Viridiplantae, Streptophyta, Magnoliopsida, Lamiales, Phrymaceae. Gene Ontology annotation, biological process: regulation of DNA-templated transcription. Gene Ontology annotation, molecular function: DNA-binding transcription factor activity; sequence-specific DNA binding. The record is from RefSeq and is a predicted model, not a curated record.